This is a messenger RNA of Ceratina calcarata, 1710 nucleotides long. RefSeq names its product putative ankyrin repeat protein RF_0381. The record is from RefSeq and is a predicted model, not a curated record. Lineage: Eukaryota; Metazoa; Arthropoda; Insecta; Hymenoptera; Apidae. The transcript has 3 exons. Gene Ontology annotation, molecular function: protein binding. The annotation marks the transcript as partial.
UUCAGCGGGCCCGGUCUGUUGUGCUCGAGUCAGACCCUGCUGGGCGGAGAGCGUUAAGCCUCGGCAAAUAAAGCAAGAUUGGAAACGAAACCGCGGAGAGCGUGAAAGAGACCAAGCAAAGCGGUAAAUCUCGAGAUUGGCAAACCUCGGGAGCAGAAAACCUCGAAAUUAGCGAACCUCGGAAGCGAAAAACCUCGAGAUCAGCGAGCCUUGGCAGCGGAAAACCUCGAGAUCUUAACGAUCUUCUCGUAGGCGUUUUUUCAUUUACCUUAGUAGGACUUCUAUUAUGCGAGAUACGUGACUUGAAAUAACGAGUGACAAUCUGGUACAUACGCUUUUAUUGCUUUACACUAAGAUCUGAAGAAAAUGUCGGAUAAAAAAAGAUUGUACAGAGAAAUGAUGUCCGUUGUGGAAGAGGGGAAUCUGAAUAGAUUAAAAGAAUUAAUUAAUACCCUUCAACCAUCCAAUUCCCCAAGUUGGGUUGAAGUGUACCGUUUGAUAAGAUGUGCUGUUGAGAAUAACCAUCCAGAGAGUGCUGACCUGCUUUUAACAGACAUUGUCAAAUAUGAUAAUCAGAAAGUAGUACCUAAUGAACAACUACUUCACUAUGCUGCUAGCAGAGAUGACAUAGAAAUGAUUAAACUGCUUAUAACCAAAGGCAUUUCUGUGGAUGUUACGAACGAAUUUGGUUGGACGCCCCUUCAAUGUGCAGUCAUGAAUAACCAUCUAGAAGGCGUUCAGUUACUUUUGUCCUACGGAGCUAACGUCGAUGCUAAAGAUAACGAUGGUCAUACUGCGAUUCAUCAUUCAAUUAUGGAAGGUAACCAAAACAUUGCCAAAUUACUUCUACAACACAAGACUAAUAUUUCACUGGGCAAAAAUGACAAGAACACGCUGCAGCUUGCUAUUGACGACCAAUAUUCCAUUGCUAUCGAUAAGACAUUGCAAACAGUAUAUUUUUGUUUCAAGAAUAAAAAGAAUGGUCUUAGAGACGCUGUAUGUGGACGCGGUAGGAAAUGUGAAUUCAUCGUUAAAUCUUUUUUGACAUAUGGUAUUGUACUUAGUCCAGAGGAUGUAAAUGAUAGCGAAUUAGUAUGCGCUUCUGUGGAGAAGGGACACAUCAAGAUUGUCAAGAAGUUAUUGGAACUUGGUGCCGAUGUUAAUCAGUUACACGAGAAUGCAAUUUUUAAUAAAAGUACUACAUUGUUACACAUGGCAGUAAUAACGAAACAGAGGGAGAUGGUAGAACUAUUAAUAAACUAUAAAGCUAAUGUAAAUGCUCUAGAUGAAAGAAAUUUUACUGCGAUGCAUGAGGCUGCUCUAAAUGACGAUUUAGAAAUAAUGGAACUACUUAUGGAUAACGGUGCCAGGAUAAAAGAUCAGUACAAAUUAUUGUGUAUUGCUGCUGAAACGGCUUCUAAGAAAUUUGUUGAGCUGCUUUUGCAGCACGAUAUCAAUGUUAAUGGAAAAAAUACAGAUGGUACCACGGCCAUACAUUCAUGUGUUCUCCGUCAUCCCAUUAAUUAUGAAAUCCUUAAGCUUUUGAUCGACAAAGGAGCUGAUAUUAAUGCAAGAAAUAAUUAUCGUAGAACGGCGCUUCACGAAGCCGUCCGAGCCAAAAACGUAAAAGUCGUCAAGCUUCUGUUGAACUGUAACGCGGAUGUUAACAGCGAAGAUGUAGACGGUACGACACCGCUUUUUGACUCUACG